GCCGAAAGGGCACUCUUCUGUGAAUGGAGGAGUGAAAUGAAUUAGCAAUGGCAGCCUGCACACUUUUCAUUGCAAUAUCACAAGCUAAUCGGUUGAUAUCCAGAAAGACUCUUAAUUUUGUUGAAUAUCCGAUAUGUAAUGUCAGUCAUUAUGCAAACAAAAAACUGAAAAGAAAGAAAUUUCCAAAACCUAAAAGAGAAGUAGAGUUGUCACAAAAGCCGAGGAGAAACAUUGGCGUAGAACUAGAAGAUGAUGUUGAUGGGGGCAGUAGGAAAGAUGGUACAGGGAGGAAAAAGGAUUUUUUAGUGGACAGGCUUCAUGUGUUCAUGAGGGGAGGUACAGGGGGUCAUGGUUUGGCUCGGUAUGGGGGAAUUGGAGGGAAUGGUGGAAGUGUGAUUGUCAAAGCCUCAAAAACAGUCACACUGGAAAACAUAAAGGCCAAGUACCCACAGAAACGAUUCAAAGCUGCAGACGGAAAACCAUGCAAAAAGCUUGCUCUUCUGGGAGAAAAUGGAGAUGAUUUUAUUUUGGAAGUACCGACAGGCAUUACAAUAGAGACUGGGGGUAGAAUAAUUGGUGAUUUGGAUGAAGAGGGAAAGGAAUUCCCUGUAGUGAAAGGGGGAUCAGGAGGAAAUGCCUCUAAUGGGUUCGAAGGAAUGAGGGGAGAGGCAAAAACUGUGGAUUUAAACCUGAAGCUGAUUGCAGAUAUUGGUCUUGUGGGAUUUCCAAAUGCUGGUAAAUCAACAUUUGGCUCUGCUGUGAUGCCUUCAGGUGGUUGGAAGAUUGCGGAUUAUCCAUUCACAACAAUAAAACCUAGGCUUGCCUGGAUGGAUUACCAUGAUGGUAGGAAAGUAACAGUGGCUGAUCUGCCCGGCCUUAUAGAGGGAGCCUGGGACAAUGUAGGGAUGGGGCACCGAUUUCUCAAACACAUUGAGCGCACCAAACUUCUGCUUUUCCUUGUUGACAUAAAUGGCUUUCAGCUGAAUCCCAAUUUUCCGUUCCGUGAUCCCAUUGAAACCAUACUCAUUCUGAAUAAGGAAGUAGAAUUGUAUAAACGCCACCUGGUGGAGAAGCCUGCAGUAUUGGCACUGAACAAAAUAGACUGUGAUCCAGAUGGAUCUCUGGUGAAAGACAUUGUAGAGAGAGUGAAGAAAUUACCAGAAAAUAUUUCGAGCUUUCCUGAAGAGCUGCGGCCCGAUAAUUUGAUACAGUUCGAGGACAUUGUUACGAUUUCCACCAAAGAAGGGACAAAUAUCUUACAGACAAUACUGAAGUUACGCGACAUUCUCGACAAUCAUUUUGCUGAAGAAAUGGAAUAUCCUCUCGAGAAAUGGAAGCAUGAUCUAACAGAACACAGGAAAAUAAAUGAAACAAGGUAGCACUCAUCGGGGGAGGGGGAAAUAAUGGGAAAUAGCCUUGCAAAUAUCUAUUGCUUAUGCAUGUACAGUUGUCUCCUUGUCUAGUCAACUGUCCAUUUUUUUGGUCUUUAAAAAGUAUAACAAAUUGUUUUUUCUUUCACAGAUUGUAAAAAAUGAAACUAUGCACCUAAUUGAUUUAAUUCAUAGAUAGACUUCUACAAUCCUUGCAUCACAAUUUAUGGAUUAGGCAAAAACAAGGUCAAUGAGCAAAUUUAGCAUUGUUUAACUUUAAGAUUAUGUAUUGCACAUUCUGAAAUCCUGUAAGCUUGAAGCAAAGGUGUGCAAUUGGAUUGUUUUUGAGAAUUUGACCUGUUAUAUCUGUUUUCUUGAUAAAACACCAGUGUUCAUUUAUUCCAUCUUUUUAUACACCUGUCAAAGACUGGAGAAUAUUAUAGUAUGGCGUCAUCCAUCCCUCUGUCUGUCCGGACCUUGUAGGCAAAUACAAUGUGAACUGUAAUCUCCAGGAUCAUACAACUUGGUAUAUUUAAUCGUCAUGAGAGAAAAAUUGCCUAUUGUUUCUCAAGGUCAAAGGUUAAGGUCGUAAUAUCACUUUGUACAUGUAGGUAGGAUACAAACCUUACUGUAAGGUAUAUUUGAUCUGUUUCUCAAGGUCAAGGUCCUAGGAUCACUUAGUAGGAAAACCAUGUAGGCAGGAUACAAAUCAAACCGUAAGCUCCAGGAUCUUACAACUUGGUACAUUUGAUCACCAUGAUAAGAGGAAAAUGCUUAUUGUUUAUCAAGGUCAUAGUAUCACUUAUUAUGAAAACCUUGUAGGCAGAAUACAGACGGAAUUAUUGGGGCUAGGACUGUCAAACUUGGUAUACAUACUCCUCAUGCCAAGUGGAGGAAAUUUUGUAGGGAGGAUACAGACCAAACCAUUGGGGCCAGGAACUUCAAACUUAGUACGCAUACACCUUCUGCCAAGCGGGGGAUGCCUAUUGUUUCUCAUGGUCAAGGUCAAAGUAUCACUUGUUGAAAAACCUUUUUUUUGUUAUGGAUGCAGAUGUUGCCCUGAAAUUUAGUCACAAGCUUCCUCUCGGAGAAAUGUAAGUUCAGUUUGCAUUUCAGCUGGAUUGGCACCAUAACAUACUUUUUAGUAGGUCAAACAAUUUUCCAGAUUUUUUUUUUUAUGAAUAUAUAACUUGAUUGGUGUACCGUGACCUGCUUUAGGGAUUAUGUUGUACCAUUGGUGGUACUUUGUUAUCAAUUCAAAUACAAGCUCCACUUCAUCAAAUCAAUUUCCUGAAAACACAAUGUCUUUUAGAUAUCCUACAUUUGUAACUAUGUUUUAUCAACGCCUCAGUGUGUAUGUAAUCUGAGCAUAAAAUGUCUUGCCAUGCUUUAAAGAUUUGUUUAUAUCAAAAGCAAUAAUUUGAAACAUGAAAAGGUCUGUUAGAAGUUCGAUACACUUUUGAUAAGUUCUGAUUUGUUUGGGUUUUUUUUAAAUUGUUGUUAAAAAAUUUAAUCUUGUGGAGGGAAAAAAGAAGAAGUUGAGAAUGAGUAUGUGACCUUCAAGAUUUUUCUAAAGUGUUAAAACAUUUCCUGUAAAAUGUACAAACGAUAGGAUUAAGGAAGGAUAUUGUUUUAUAUGUGUGUAUAUUCUGUGAUAAAUGCAAACUUGUGGUAUGUAACUGUAAAUAAAGAAUGAAACAUAAA
Ostrea edulis (European flat oyster) is the source of this 3074-nucleotide messenger RNA. Its product is annotated as GTP-binding protein 10-like. The record is from RefSeq and is a predicted model, not a curated record. Gene Ontology annotation, molecular function: GTP binding; GTPase activity. Gene Ontology annotation, cellular component: mitochondrion. The transcript is spliced from 8 exons. Lineage: Eukaryota; Metazoa; Mollusca; Bivalvia; Ostreida; Ostreidae. The coding region runs from base 48 to 1379 and encodes 443 amino acids.